AUGCUGAUUGCAUCUGCCGUCUCUGCCGCCUCUGCCGCAUGGAGCGUGUCAAGGCGGCCUCGGGUGUCCGACGAAUCGCGGGUAGCGAAGAAGCGGAAGGUUUGCACCCUCAAGGACUUGCUUCGAGAACGUACUGAUUUGCAAGAUGUGUUGCGAACGCCCGAGCUCUUUCUCGUCAUCACACAAUUUCAAAACGGAUGUACACCAGACCUCCAACCGUUCGGGCAAUUCAGGGCCGGCUAUUCAGACAAGAUAUCGGUGCUUGUGCCUCAACUGGAUCACAUACAUCGAACGCUGACGCCAUGGUACUCCACCCACGGCAUUGUGCGGUUGAGCGGGAUGUUUCGAUGCCUGAAAUACAUGCAACCUAUUGUGGUGCUUGACGCUCUCGCCCAUGGCAAACUGGACGUCCUCCAUCACCUGCACACAAACUGGAGAUGGCAGCUGGAGUCGUCCAUUCGUAAUGAAGCCAACGACGUGAUCCCGAUUAUCAACAUAGCUGCAAUCCACGGUCAGGUGGCUGCCGUCCGAUUCCUCCACGACCGGUGCUACCGCCGAAGCACGCACUUCUCUAUGACAGGAGCUGCACGACACGGGCAUUUCGAGGUGGUGCUUUUCCUGCUUGAACAUGGAUAUCCUUGCACGGACGAAGCGAUGAACGUGUCUGCUCGGUACGGACACUUGGAUAUUGUGAAAGCUCUCCACAUGCACGGCAUUGCGGGUUGUACAACGGACGCGAUGGAUUGGGCUGCGGAAGGCGGUCAUUUGGAUGUGGUCCGAUUUCUGCACGAGAACCGACGAGAAGGCUGCACAUCCAACGCGAUGGACUGGGCGGCCGAGCACGGUCAUCUCGACAUUGUCAAGUUUCUGCACUUCCACCGCACUGAAGGCUGUACGCCGGAUGCGAUGGACCAUGCAGCGUCCGCGGGUCAUUUGGACGUUGUCCAGUUCCUCCACACGCAUCGAACAGAAGGCUGUACAACGGACGCAAUGAACUACGCUGCCCACGCCGGUCGCUUGCAAGUGGUUCAAUUUCUGCAUGCUCAUCGCCACGAAGGAUGCACGACCUCCGCCAUGGACGUCGCGGCUGGCGAUGGCCAUCUCGAUGUGGUGCAAUUCCUCCACUUCAAUCGGUCGGAAGGAUGCACAGAAGACGCGAUGGACACGGCUGCGUGGCACGGUCAUGCCCACGUGGUGGAGUUUCUCCAUGAGCACCGGACGGAGGGCGCGAGUCCGUUCGCAAUGGACAUGGCUGCUGCCAAGGGACACUUGGCCAUUAUAAAAUUUCUCCAUUCGCGACGUACUGAAGGUUUUUUGCACUCGAAUCGCACGGAGGGCUGUACCGCGUAUGCCCUGCAAAGCGCACGGAGCAGCGGCCACACGCGCAUUGUCCGAUUCCUCGAACGAAACGGAUAUAAGAACGAAAGGACGCUCGAGACGGCGCUCUCCGACACGAGGUUGCGAAACCACUUGGACGAGAUCGUCGGGCACAUAUUGAGUCAUUGA
Aphanomyces invadans is the source of this 1506-nucleotide messenger RNA. RefSeq lists its product as hypothetical. Gene Ontology annotation, molecular function: protein binding. The record is from RefSeq and is a predicted model, not a curated record. The coding region runs from base 1 to 1506 and encodes 501 amino acids. NCBI's taxonomy places the organism in Eukaryota, Oomycota, Saprolegniomycetes, Saprolegniales, Verrucalvaceae. The transcript is spliced from 2 exons.